CCCACUCUCUGCUGUGAGCUGAUCUCUCCACGCUGCGCGCGCGGAUCUUCUCUCUCUGACUUUUUCUUCUUCUCCAUCACCGGGACGCGCGCGUGGAUGCGCACGGCGGCUACGGAGGCGCGAGCGCGCGCGGCUGCGUUCCGGCGAUAAAGAGAAGAGCGCGCGCGGCUUCCAUGGUGCUCGGAGACGCGAACAGGACCGCGAGCUACGGAGAGAGCGCGCGCUCGCUCAUGGCGGAGGCGCGCGCGCGGGAGCCUGGCGCGGGCGCUGCGAGCGUGAGGAUCUCGGAGGCGCUACUGCUUCCUCGGCUCUUGGGGCUCGCGCACGACGGCGGCGGCGGGGAGCGCGUGCCCGCCGUACACGUGCCCGCGCACCUGCCCGGUUCCGUGGCCUCGGAAAUGCUGGGACCCUCGGCCCUCGAGCCGAGCCUCGUGAUGGCAGCGGCCAACCGCACGCGCUGCGCCGAGCACAUCCUGAGCUACGGCGGCGCGGAGAAGGUGCUGAUCGGCGCCGUGCUCACCGCGCUCACGCUCAGCACCAUCUGCGGAAACGUGCUCGUGCUCGUCUCCGUGUGCUUCGUGAAGAAGCUGCGGCAGCCCUCCAACUACCUGAUCGUGUCGCUCGCGCUCGCGGACCUCUCCGUGGCGCUCGCCGUCAUGCCCUUCGUCAGCAUCACGGACCUGAUCGGCGGCCGCUGGAUCUUCGGCCAGUUCUUCUGCAACGUCUUCAUCGCCAUGGACGUGAUGUGCUGCACGGCGUCCAUCAUGACGCUGUGCGUGAUUAGCAUCGACAGGUAUCUGGGCAUCACCAGACCCUUGACGUACCCGGUGCGGCAGAAUGGCUGGUGCAUGGCCAAAAUGGUUUUCUCUGUGUGGCUACUCUCUGCAUCCAUCACCCUGCCGCCACUCUUCGGUUGGGCGCAGAAUGUGAACGACGACAAGGUGUGCCUGAUCAGCCAGGACUUUGGCUACACCAUCUACUCCACUGCUGUGGCAUUCUACAUACCUAUGACUGUCAUGCUGAUCAUGUACUACCGCAUUUAUCGGGCGGCCAAGCUGAGUGCGGCAAAGCAUACCAUCACAGGUUUCCCCCGGCCGGGUGAGAGUGGGCGAAAUGAGAACAAAGAGGACGAGGAGGACCCUGGGGAUGGUGCCGAAGAGACGACAGGCGUGGACUGUGUUACUGUUGCAAUGAAGCUGCACAGAGAGGUGGAGGAAUGCACCCGGUUGCCCCGACUCUUGCGGGGAAUGGCCGGCGGUGCCUCUGACCGCAAGAGCAUCUCCAUCUUCAAGCGAGAACAGAAGGCAGCAGCCACUCUGGGGGUUGUAGUGGGGGCCUUCGGCUUCUGCUGGCUGCCCUUCUUCCUGCUGUCCACAGCCCGACCUUUUGUGUGCGGGACAGAGUGCAGCUGUGUACCACUGUGGGUGGAGAGGACGCUGCUAUGGUUGGGCUAUGCCAACUCGCUCAUAAACCCUUUCAUCUAUGCCUUCUUCAACCGCGACUUGCGCACCACCUACCGCAGCCUUCUCAGCUGCCGGUACCGCAACAUCAACCGCAGGCUGUCAGCAGCCGGCAUGCACGAGGCACUCCGACUGGUGGAGAGGCCCGAGACCACAGUGUCGGGAUGACCCUGGCAUCCAGAAAUACAGGUGUGAAGCUGUAAACCUCAAGCAGGAAAUCCCUGCCUGACCCAGGGAACCCUAAUCUACACAGGGCCCUUGGAAGGUGUGCCAGGAAUUGUAGAUAACAUUUGGAAAUGUCCCUUUUGUUAGCUUUUAUCAAGGGGCCAAGGAUUUGUAGCUUCACCUGUGAGCUCAAACGUUUAAGAUUUAAUUAAAGAUGUCCAAAAAGUGGCUUCCCAGAGACCCUCAUUGAGCAAUCCCAAGGUGACAGUGGCACUGAACUACUACAACUAAGACUCAAAAGAAGAACCCGUCAUUCUCUGUCGACGCCGGAUAGUAGAAUAUGAUAAAGGAUAUACUACAGAACUAGCACUUAGGAUUUUUGGGUUGCCUUUCAAAACAGGGUCACCUAACAAGGAUGCAAAUGUUGAUUGUUGUCAUGAAUCAAAAAGUUCCAUGAAUAAUCAUGAAAAGACUUAAUUCAUAUAGAUGUUAGAUGUGCAAGCCAAUGGACCCAGAUUUAAAAUGUUUUCUGUGAGGAACAUCCACAGCUCCUACAGACCUGGCAUCUUACGUAUGGAAACACACAAAAACAAUGCAACAUUCUGUCAACCAGUGAGGCUGGAGGGUGCAGUGCACUUUAGAAUGUUACAUAACUCAACAAAUACUUUAUGAAGUGCUACGUUUAGGCCUGAAUGUCCUUUUGACAGUUAGUCUUGGGCAAACAAGCAGGUUGUAUCGUCUUCUCUGGCUUCAAAUCAAAAGACUCACUAUUCAUAGAGCCACACUUGUGAAAAGAUCGGUUAAUAUAUGGACUAUUGAUGCUGUUGGUUUCUUCUGGUGGGAGGGACCACCUUGUACUUGUACUCGUUUAAAAGGCAGGACGUUGUGACUUUUCUUCUUAAAAAUAGAAAGUUGCUGUGCGCAGGACUGGUUCUCCCCUGUGAAGCGCUUAUUGAACCAUGAAUGGCUCGUUUGUCAACUGCCAGCAUCGGUUAGUUCAAUGGGAGCCAUUUAUCAGCGUCCGUCUCCAAAAGACAUUCUGCAAGGACUUCAAAACUCUUUCUUCUCAAGACAAAACAGUCCAGCAGCGCUUUCCAUAGUCCCCACCUUCCGCAUCAGCUAAAAGGCUUCUGCGACAACUGUCUCAUUGCUUUGUCUUCAGUGUAGAGCUGAUGUUGGUGAAAGCUGCUGUGGUUAGAGUUAAGGAAGAACAAGAGGAAUUUAAUACAAGCUCUGCAAUCAUAUAUCCCUGAUUGUAAAAAUAACUCACCUCCUCGUUGUAUCAGCCGUAUUUGGUCUGCCUUUGGACAGAUUGCAUUAACCUUUAUUAAAGGGUAAUUCAACUGAUUUUUCAUGAGUUCUGUAUAAUUCAGUGGUUGAGAUGUAAAGUCAUGCAGAGUGGUUUGAUGUGAAAUGGUGCAUCGUAGAGAAACGUACCCACCAUGGUUUCAUUACAAUGGUGCUUAUAGGAACCAGGGGCCAUAUUACAGAAAAUUCAGAAGUCUGAGAUCUGCUUUGUUGUCAUGGCAACUUCACUUAAGCCUGAAGUUAGAACAGAGGUUAUUACAGAACAACAGUUCUUAAGUCUGUAAUCAUAUUUUAUUUCCAGAUUAGAAAAUGGUUUUGCAGAAACAGCCUAAGUUGUGAAAAUAUCCUAAAUAUUUUCUUAACUUUAAGAUAAACCCCAGAGCGUCUGAGCCCCAGAUGAUGCAGAGACUCUCCACCGUCCCUCUUAUUACCUUCAGGUGUUAAUGUUGAUGAUACAAUAUUACAGUGAUGGUGGUGAAUAAUGAGGAGACGGAGCUGACCGUGUGUCUAUUUAUUAGGAGGAAUAGCGCGUUCGGAUUAAGCGUUUGGGAAAUGGAGACUGAAACUGGGAAGCGAUGACUCUGAUAAACAGCACGAAGCGCUUUAGUGUUAUCUGGCUUUCGCUGCGUCCCAAUUGCACAUUUAAUACUAAUACUAACUAGUGUUUGAGUAUGUGGUAUAGUCAGAAGUGUCAAAGUUGAGUAUACUCAAAAAUCCACAAUGCAUACUUAGAACCAGUGGGUUUUUGAGUAUAGUAAUGAUGGACACUAUUGUCUCACAAUCCAAUGUUAAAACAUAAAGGGAGGAGCUUUCCCGUGUCUGGAAAAUUCUGAAAAAGUGGUGGACGGUGAUGCGACAACAGCUGCGGUGGUAGCGGGACCAUAAAAGGUGUAUAAAUGUGAGCUCGUCCCAAAUUUGUAAAAUAUUGUGUUAAAAAAACGGAUGUGUUGUACUUGCUAAUGUUUUCAUUCAGCACGUUAAUUCGUUAGCUAGCCUUCAGAGUCUAGCUUGAUAUGAUGUGUGUUGUCAUAGCAACGGUUCGUCGGUUCCUCUUAGUAAGAAUGGUGUAGUACGUUAAUAUUUUGGGUACUAACCUGUCGAGCUCAUACUAUUAAGAUUAGUACACAGUGUAUACUGUGUAGUAUUAGUGUGUAGUACACAAUUGGGACGCAGCCUUUCGUUACCUCAGUAACGGUAGCUAAAGUUAGCUGCCUGGCUAACUAACGUGAUUAUGUGUUAAUGUUUAAGCUGUGCACGUAUAGUCGUUGCUAGGUAACAGACUGACAGUUGAUUGUCGACUUCAAUCGAGAAAGUGAAGAUUUCCUAAGAGAUAGGACGCUGUAAGAUAAAGAUUCUUAAAAUAAGAUCAGAUUUGCUUCUGUAAUACGAAUUUGUGAAAAAUCUGACCUGUCGGAUUUUAAGUUCAGACAAAAAGAUGAGAAUUUUCUGUAAUAUGGCCCCUGGGGUCUCGAUGUCUACAAUAGAUGUAUAGCUAUUUUAUUACUAUCCAACGACGAGUGAACCUACGUGUGUUUUCUUAGAUUUGAUAUACAGUGUUGAUAACGGUAGUGGUAAAACACUCCGGCAGGAAUGUAUUCAAAUAAGGACAUUUUAGGAAGAAUCUUACCUCAAAACUAUUGUAAAACAGUGUCUCAGGCGUCAUGCAGUGUAUUUGUUACCAUUUCGUGUAGAAAUGUUCUGUGAGCUUUUAGAGCCGUUAAAGUCUUCAGACGUCUGGUUCCUUUCCAAAUGACUUGUUUUUUCAUCUUAACAACACACUCUUAAAAAAAAGAUUCUUCAAGGGUUCUUUAGGAAAUCGAACGGUUCCAUUUAGAAGCACUAGUUCUAGAUAAAACCAUUUCAUGCUUAAAUGGUUCCUUGUAUGGUGAAAUGGUUCUUCAGGUUGAUGGAGAAUGUGCUGUAUAUGGUUCUGUUAUGUUCUCCACCGAUCAGACCUAACAUACUGACCACCUCCUUGUUUCUACUUCUACUAUGUAGGUGCACUUUGUUACAGACUGUAGUCCAUCUGUUUCUCUGAUACUCUGUUACCCUGUUCUUCAGUGGUCAGGACCCCCAU
Pygocentrus nattereri (red-bellied piranha) is the source of this 5010-nucleotide messenger RNA. It is a transcript of the gene htr7a, whose product is annotated as 5-hydroxytryptamine receptor 7. The transcript has 2 exons. NCBI's taxonomy places the organism in Eukaryota, Metazoa, Chordata, Actinopteri, Characiformes, Serrasalmidae. Gene Ontology annotation, molecular function: G protein-coupled serotonin receptor activity; neurotransmitter receptor activity. Gene Ontology annotation, biological process: G protein-coupled receptor signaling pathway, coupled to cyclic nucleotide second messenger; chemical synaptic transmission; vasoconstriction. Gene Ontology annotation, cellular component: membrane; dendrite. The record is from RefSeq and is a predicted model, not a curated record. The coding region runs from base 174 to 1628 and encodes 484 amino acids.